Neospora caninum is the source of this 7347-nucleotide messenger RNA. RefSeq lists its product as hypothetical. NCBI's taxonomy places the organism in Eukaryota, Apicomplexa, Conoidasida, Eucoccidiorida, Sarcocystidae. The transcript has 3 exons. The coding region runs from base 1 to 7347 and encodes 2448 amino acids. The record is from RefSeq and is a predicted model, not a curated record.
AUGAGGCGUUCGAGGACAUCCACCUGGGUCCGAGACCCUGACUGUGUCUGUUCCAGAGCUCCCGGCUACCGCAGCCCCACCAGGAUAAGCUCAGCAAGGGCAUCGACACGUUUUUCCCACUGCGAUUCGGCUCUCAUGCUUGAUCAAGACGGCGAGGGUGAGACAGAAGGCGCAGCGCUUGACGCCAAUGAGAAUCCUGUUGUCCAGUAUAUCCCCUUUGGCCGCACUCGUACAAAUGGAGAUCAUGGUGUUUCCCAUCGUUUGUCAUCAGACGAGAUUUCCAGAGGCGGGUAUCUGCUACCUGAGCUGCGGGUUCCGAUUUCAGAUCAGAAACGACCAACGAGCAGUAUCCUUCUUCCCGUUGAUCCCAUACCACUGUCAGCAUCAAGCCAUCCAGUACCUCUGCAGACGAGGAGGGGGAGCAGAAACCAGACAAUCAGUGUCAGAGUCCGACCGGAGUGGGGCAAAGACAAACCUCGUGUAUACGCUGAGCCCGAAAGUACGUCUGGUUUCCCUCCUCGGAAACGUGUGGCACAUCGAAUUUCUCUUCCCCUCAGUCGAGACGUUUUUGCCGGCACGGAUGAUGGCGAUGACCAAAUCAUGUACUUACCAGUCCGCAGAUCAACUACUCGCCAGCUGCGAUUCUGCAGUGUCCCUGUAGCUCCUGCAUCACUGAAGUCAGCCCUGCGGAGAUUUGCGUCUCGACCGCACGCCGCUGAGAACCCUUCAGAUGUGCACUGUCGGAGAGUAUCCCGGGGAGACCAUGGUGGCGGCCUGGCAUCAGGAAGAGGGACUUUAGUAUCUGCUGUACCCACUGCAUUUGGCGAUGCCUCUGGCUGGUAUACGGACGAUGAAGCUUGCGUUUUUGAACAUCAUCCCAUGAGACAAGGAGUGCUAGGCAGACGAUCUUGUCACAAUCUGGGUGCCCUGCCGGCUUGUCGAGCGUCGGGGGUGUUACGAUGUGAUGAAGAGAUCGGAGUGUUAAGCGGAAACCAGCGCAUUAGAGAGCGAGCCAGCAUUGCACGUCGGUCGACAAAGGGCGUCUCGACGAUGAGGAGGCCCUCCACCAAUUUGGUAGUGAGGAGUCGUCCAGGUGCUGUGUCACGCGAUGUGGGUGACGGCGACGACUACGUGCCGCUCGACGUGUCCGUCGGCAGCACAACAGCGAGCACGGCAAUUUAUGGCACAGGAGAUGAAUCUUCUUGGGCAACCUCGAGGCGAUUCCUGGGUGAAGGGAAUUACGACAACGAACUGCAAAUUCCUUAUGUAUACGUGCCAGCUUAUGUUUCCUCCGUCUGUGGUAACAAAUCAGCGGUCAGGGGCUCGUUAAACCAUUCACCGGCUUCCGGGGGGGUGACUGGCAGGAAAUCUGUGGUUUCAGGGACAGGCGCUGGACAGACGUGUUCGGCAAUGCGGGUUAGUCGUCCCCUUUUUGCCGCGCGGAAUUCCUCUGUCAUCACGUCUGACGCUAACGAAUCGGAACCUGAAGACGAGGCAUCUGUCGAGUACGGCCCUCGCCUUACCACACCAGGGGAUAGUAUACGACGGUCACUGCGCACGCAUCCGUCUAGUGCAUCGAGAACUGAGCUCGCGACUAUUCCUGUAGCAGAAGAUCCACUAGUGUUUGUGGAGGAAUCUAGCAGAGCAGAAACCACAGUGCCGUCAAAGAGAGUUGAUUCUCGUUUGACGACCCAGCUAGAUGCAGGAAUGCUAACAGGCCGUUCGAUAGCUGUCGAUGGGAGGGCAGUAUCACAAGUGCCAUCAAUGAGAUUACAGCCGCAUGUGUCGGAUGAACAGCUAGACGACAUUGUCCUUAUACCUGUUCGGAGAUCUGUUUCCCGCUGCGAAGUGGACGAACCGGCGGAAGUUCAGGCUGGAGACUCCAAGCAUAACGACGAGGAGGAAUUUUGGGAAGAUGGAAACCAACGGGUUCCAGCUGUAAAUGACAGUAUUGUGCAUGUGCCGGUUCAGUACCUCUCAAGUGAUCCACCGGUGACGCUCGCGGACUCUAGAAGGCCUUCGUCAGCAAACACCAGACGAACCAGCAGCGUUCCCGCUGCGGUCAACGGGUCUUCGAUCCCUUUCGGCAGCGCGUCACAGCUCCGACACUGCUCCCACGCUGCAGGAGAGGACUGUGAAGAAACUGGGGUAGAAAACGAUUUUCACAGUCGACGUUCCUUUCCUUCACAGCUAAGUUGUAACACUGAAACUGGGACUUUUCGUCGCCGACGGACGUGCCGAAAGUCCUCCAGCGAAUGCUCAAGUGCAAAGGAACCGUUAGCGACAGACGCCGCACAAAUCCUCAAAAUAUUCGACGACGGAAAACGCUUCAGUUCUGAUGUAUCUCCUCUAAGCAAAGCGGCCCCCAGAAGGGGACUGCGAGCUCCUGAAGGCCACGAACGGCCAGGCUCACGCGCCUCGAAGAGGCCAUCCCAACGCGUACCGUCCCAAGUCUUUGCGGCGCGGCAGAGUGGCUGCGGGCAACGUAGGUCAUCUGCAAGGUCCGCCAGGGAUGUUAGGGCCGUUCUCCCGUCCUCCACGUCAGCUGGUGAAGCCCCACAGUGUCACAGGGGACAGCUACAAGGAGCUGAACUCUCAGAAGAAGAGGCGACCUUUGACUAUGGCGAAAGUGGCGUGGCGGAACGGCAUCGCCAAACUCGAGUUGCCAGACGUUCGACUAUGCGCGGAGCGCCACCUGAAGCUGUGGGCGCUGUCACUGGCAGCAGCGUUGUGGCAGCAAAAGAUGCAGAAGGACCUGAGACACUUCGCUUCGAAGCUGACGUCGAAGCGGAAGAAGAUGGAGAAGAGGAAGAAGAUGGACAAGAGGAAGAAGAUGGAGAAGAGGAAUCCUCUGAGACCCUUGUGCCCCGCCGCAGUGCUCGGCUUUCCAGAUGGGAAAGAGGCCGGGUCACUGCAGGGGCGAGCGCCCCCCUGGAUCAAUACCGCUUACGAUCUUCUCAGACUUCGGGAGCUCGGAAAACGAUGCGCUUCGCUCCUGAUGGAGAAGGCGAAGGCUUUUUGGAGCAGUUUCGACGGAAGGAGGGAAGUCGGACGGCAGCAAUGCAGGGCUCUCUUGGUGGCAAGCUGCCGAAUCAAGAAACACUGUUCAGUGACAGCGACCAAGAGGAGCCAGAUGAAGAUGGGGAAGGAAGCUUACCGCCAGCGAAUGCAGACGAUUUCGCCGACGGGGAGGUUGCAAGUACCUAUGACUCAAUGAGCAGUAGCCAAACAGCAGCUGAAGACGAUGACGAAGUUAUUUUUGUUCCAUUGAGAAGACGUACGCGACGACAUACUAAGUCGUCAACCCACCGCCACGACUCGUCCAGAGUUCGGGGAAGCGGUUCACUCCCUUCAACUGGGAAAGGAUCUUCAGUCUGUUGUCGUGGCUUCCUGUGUUGUGGCGUGCCUGAAGUGCCUGCUGAGACUCAGCGGCCCUCGCCAUUACGGUCGCUCACAGCGCCACCUCACCAGAAAGAUGCGACAGAGAUGAAGGGGAAGAACCCUCUUCGACUUUCUACAACCCAGAAAGGUCGUGGCCAAAGCGGAGUUAUAAAAGAAGUGGCACCGAGGCGACUCAGUUCUGACAGAAAGACAACGCUUCAGUUGCCGGCGGUCCAGGAGACCCAAAAACUUAGUAAGGGGAAGGGAGGGAAAGCUGAAGGUCCCCCGCCUGCUUCGUCCUGUCACGCUCUUCGUUUUGUGCAUCCACACGCAAGAGUGCCUGCUGCGUCGCAAGGUCCCACCAUCGCGCGCAGAGAUACACGUAACAGAGGACUGUCCCUACAAGGCGGCCAUAAGUCAUUCACCACGAGCCGUGCUUCUCGUCUACCUAUUUCAGCCAAAGGUGCGCCUGUAAAGCCUGACAUACGUUGCAGAUGUGUGGAUACAUGUGUAGAACGCAGCUUAUACAUCGUCACAAAAAGCAUGAACCCGUUCGUUUCUUCACCGGAUGUACGACCCGGUGACAUUGCCGAACUUGCUUGGUCGUUGUUUGGGUCCUCCGGUCGUUGCUCACAGGUUCGAUGUGUAUUUUCUGUGACUGCGAGUCCCGAAUUAUUCGUCAGGUCUGUAGCCACUUCUCCGAUCCCUCCAGUGGAGGACUCGUUUUCACAAAUAUCGUCGGCGACUUCUUCGGCUGAUUCACAGUCCACUCGUAACGGAAUGUCCGGAUCAAGCGGCCUAAGCACACGCACAUCCCAGGUCAACAUGCUGUCCAGGGGGACAAUCCAUGCAACGCCGCCAAGGCCUCGCACUGCGGUGUCUUCGCCGGGCGAUUCUUCAUCUACCCGUCUUGUCAGCUCGAUCAACGUUUCUGACCCAGGCUCGGUCCGUUCUUCGGUCACGGAAUCUCUAAACACGUGCAGAGCCACGGACGGCUUUCCGCGGACAAAACCGGAAACAGGCUCUGUUCUUGAAAACUGCCCACUGGGCGCAGAACGCGCUCGGCGCCCUUCCCCAGGCUGCUACUCGCCAAUGCGCGAACCUCCAUCAGCGCCUUUGAAACCACCAACGGCUGCGCGCGCAUCACUUCCUCUUGCUGACGCACUGGAGUCAGGGGACCCGUGCGAUGCUUCAGAGAGGCGUCGCUUCACAGGUGUUGAACAAGAGGUAGAUAUGCGGGAAGCGGCUGGCUGUGUGCGAAGAUCUGCCUCCUUGCUGCUGUCUGCAGAGGCGCCUUCACACGCAUCGAAAGUCUCCAGCGCUACUUGUGGGCCUCCACCACUGCGAGCAUCUGUAGUUCCCCUUCUGUUGGAACGAAACCCUCGAGAAGAACACGAGAGCAGCCGUUUCGCAUAUAAGCAGGAAGAAGGCUUCAGCCGUGUUUCACGUGAGAGUUCAUCUAAUCCUGUUCGGGCAACUCACACCGGAUGCUUGGGAGGGAUAAGGUCUUGGGGCCAUCUCCGCAAGGCAGGACGCGCCGGAUUUCCCCUUAGUUCUCGGUCAUACCACUCUUCUCUCAUUUCUCGGUAUUCUCGGAGGUUCCCAGUGUUAGGGAGUGCAGGCACCCUCUGCGGCUGUAGCACUGCAUUGAGUGGAGCAAGCACCGCCCGUCAGCCGUCCAGUGACUAUGGAUUUGAAUCGAGAUUCUCUCUCUCGAGUUGCUGCAUCGACCGACCCACCUGGCGAUAUCACCCUGCCGAUGAAUCUCUGUUUGCCGGAGCCACGUGGGCAUGGGCUGGGGGAGACCCUCAGGACGAUUCCGGUGCUCAAUGGCAGCCGGGCGGCUCGCGCAGGAAUGACGAACGGGACCACCGAUCCCCCGCGAACGACGCAGCACGGGAGAAUGCCACACGCACCAGAGGACGAGACAACCACUCGCGGUGUUUGUCAGCUCAGCAGUGGCAACCAUGCGGCUCGGGCGUGACAAGCGUUCGUGGAGUCGCUGCCGAAGCAGUGGCUGCUUCGUUCUGUGCAGCCGCCCGGGCGGAAGGCGGAUAUCGGGGAGAACCGUGCCUUUUUCCUCGCUCGCCAUCUUCUCGAUCGAGCGGAAGGGGCGCGGGGACGAGCACAACGAGGGAUGCCUGGUCCCGAGAAGGGAAAACAGAGAAUCGCCCUUACUGCGAACCAGCCGGUGGGCGAGAAGCGCGGGAACGGAACGCCAGCGCGGAAGAACCUGAAUGUGCUCGCGGCAGUAUUGCUGCGGAUGCAACGGUAGACAACAGUCUCGCGAUCGGCGUAAGCGGAGAAACACAAACGAAAGAAUCAGGAGAAAGUGUUGAAGAGCGGGGAAAGACGGAGUGCGGAUGGGGACACUGGUGGUCCUCUCCAAAAUCACGCGGCAGUGCAACCAGACUAGACAGGUGCACGCAUUCCUUGUCUCCUCGAAGGCGUUUUGUGGGAUCGACGCAUUCGCGUGUCGAGCGGCCUCGAAGCGGAGUUUCCCGAAUCGCCUCGCUGGUCUCCUCGCUCGGCGGGCAGAGGAGCAGUCCGCUCUCGCGAGGAGCAAGUUUCCGCUCCGGCGCUGUGAAAACUUCCCUUAAAUCUGCCGCUGCUUUCUGGAUGAGAUCAGACCAAACUCGGAGCGACGGCGCCCCGGCUUCGCAGGGGCCGCUCAAUGCUUGGGAGUCUCUUUCUUCGUCCGUGUCUGCUCUGUCAGUGUCAUCCGUCCCAGAAGCUUGCUGUGUAUCUGAUGAAUCGAGCCAAGCCGAAAGGCGACACCUGCCUGUUGCCGAGCACAUUCGCCUUACCGCUGUUCGUGUGUGCGUUGUUUGCGUGUAUGUCACUCGCCGAUCUUUUCCUCUUCCCCCCGAUGGUGCAAAGCGUGUGGCAGCGCUCGCCCCGCCCUCUUCUCGCUCCCUCGACGGCUUCACACUUUUUCUGGACCGCGUUAAAACGAGAAAACAGACCCCGCCGCACCAUCCCUCCGCCACGUACAACUCCUCACUUCGUCAAACAGUCCAGAGGGCUCUCCAUAAUCUCCGGCAGCGUCGCGCCAAUACCAGUUCUUCUCUUCGCUGUUCUUGCGACGAGGCAGACGGCAGCAUCGGUCGAGAUUAUAGGGUAUACUCGGGGAGCUCAGAUUGUGAGGAAUGCAGAACGCCGAAGAGCACCACGGUCGAUCUAAAAGGGCGGCACGGCGGACGGGCGAACGACGGAGGCGAGAGAACCUCGUACAUCUCUCCAUUGACUGCAGCCGGCCGUAAUGCUUCAGACCCCCCCACUCCUUCUGCGUCUCCUUCUCGUUCCUCGGCUUCUUCUCCGUCUUCCUUUUGUUCUUGCUCAAGUCGAACUUCUGACGCUUCCUCUUCCAGCCACGUCGGAAUGAAGGGGAACUCGCCAACCGACAGCAGUGCGCCCGCAAGGCGAGACUCAGACACAGACGCGGAUGGCCGCAGAAAGGAUGACGAGGCAGAAAUCGUGACAGCGAUACUUCACAGACUCAAGGAAAAGAAGGAAAUCUGUGAGGAACAGUCUGAGAGAAACAGCACCAAGCGCGACAGUUCUGAGAGCCGGGGUGAUACACCUGAGCGCUUGCAACCAGGCGGGAGUGAACAUUUGCCAAGUCAAGCAAGUACGGCUCGUCGCGAAGGAGCCUUGAGGAAACGCUCGCCGUCGCGAGAAAGCAUUCCGUAUGAUGAAGGGAAAAAUACCGUUAGUGAAGGAGAAUCUGGGAGAGUUCCGGCGGCACAGCAGGAGGGGAAGUUCCCUCUUCAAGUGAAUAGGUGGCCAGGAGACACUUCAGUUUGCGCGCUGGCGGCAGCCAGGAAACUGAAACAGCAGAGGGAUAUGGCGGCAAAGGAUGCGGUCCAGGCUGAUCCUCCCAAGGCCUCACCCACUGCCCUACGAACAAAGCGCCAUGUCCUUCUCCGACUAGUAAUUGAGGAUUGCCGCAGCGCACCGGUGUAG